AUGUGCAGCAAGGAACAGAUAAACCACGUGCUGAGCAAGAUCAAUGUGGGUCUACCGUCGUGGUCGCGCGGGCUGGAGGUGGCAGAGGCUGCGCGCACGCGCCUCGUGCGCUGGGCGUGCGGCGAGCCCCCGGCUGAGCCUGAGCCGCCGCGCAAAAAGAUGCCGCAUGCACUUCGACGAAGGUGGCCGUUGUGCCCCUGUUUACAGAAUGACGAGCCUCCAGAGAUCACGUACUGUGUGGUUGGGGGCGAAGGCGGGUUGGCCCUACAGGCAGUCACCCCCACACAUCCAAUGCCACCAGAAGAUGAACUCGACGCCAAGUUUGCGGAACUCGUGGAGGAGCUGGACUUGACAGCAGUGAACAAAGCCGCGAUGAUGGCGCUCCCUGCAGCCAAGAAGUGGCAGAUCUAUUGCAGUCGGCGACCACCACCAGGACAGCCACCACCGCUCGCCACCGCGCCACAGCUUGAGGAGUACAUCAAGGCUCUCAAUGAGAUUGCUGAUGCCUUUGCCUCACAAGAUGGAGUGCCACCAGCAGAAGCGUGUGCUCUGGUAGACGGUCUCAAAACAGCAUUACGAACAAGAGCCCACAGUUUUGUACUCCGGUUCAUCAAGCAAGGAGGUCUAGGUUCCCUGCUAGAUGCCCUGCAGAAGGCACCUAGGGACGAUGCCUUGACCAGGCAUAAUCUCAUAGCGGCUAUCAAAGCGCUCAUGAAUAACUCGACCGGGCGCGCGCAUGUCCUGGCCCAUCCCACGAGCAUCGAUCUGAUCGCACAGUCCUUAGACACUGAGAAUGUAAAGACCAAGGUCGCUGCACUUGAGAUAUUGGGGGCUGUCUGUCUUGUACCAGGAGGACAUAAGAAGGUGCUAGAAGCGAUGGUCCAUUACCAAAAGUAUGCUGGCGAACGAGCUCGUUUCCAAAGCAUAAUGAACGAGCUGGACAGAAGUACUGGAGCCUACCGCGAUGACCUUGGUCUGAAGACUGCCAUUAUGUCCUUCGUGAACGCUGUCCUGAACUAUGGACCUGGAGAGGAGAGUUUGGAGUUCAGGCUGCAUCUUAGAUACGAACUCCUCAUGUUGGGGAUACAACCAGUAAUCGAAAAACUCCGUAAAUACGAAAACGAGACUCUGGACCGUCACAUCGAGUUCUUCGAGAUGGUUCGGAACGAGGACGAGCGGGAGCUGGCGCGGCGGUUCGACAAGGAGCACGUGGACACGAAGAGUGCCACCUCCAUGUUCGAGCUGCUGAGGAGGAAGCUCAGCCACACUGCCGCGUAUCCUCACCUACUGUCUAUGCUGGAACAUCUGCUGUUGCUGCCUUUGGAGUACAACCCUCAGUCGCAGCACUGGUUGCUGCUGGACCGCGUGGUGCAGCAGUUGAUCCUGCAGCAGCCCGCCGCCGGCAGCCGCGCCAACUCCGACCAGGGCAGCGAGCGGGGCAGCACGUCUGAUAACACUAAGAUCUACGACCCGGACGUAGCUCCGCUAGAGAUCAACGUGGGUGAGAUAGUGCACCUCCUAGCCAAGGAGGAGGAGCUGGUGGCAGCCAGGACGAAGGCGGAAAACUUGGAGAAGGAAAACGUUGAUCUCGCCACCGAACUCGCUAAGAAGGAGAAGCAACUGGACGAGCAGAGUCAGGAGCGAGAGGAACUCGAAGGAGUCGUCAGUCGGUUCAAGGAGCGCCUCGAGCGGGAGACGGCCGCCCACAUGGAGUGCAGCGAGCGCGCGCGCGCCGCCGCCGCCCGCAGCCAUCUACUGGAGCAACAGUUGAACCAGGAGAGAGCAGAACGCACCAGGUUUGAGAAACUAGUCAGUGAGGGAAGCAUACCUGAUGAUGCUAAGGUGAGCAACCUAAAGAGCGCAGUCAUCGAAACAUGUUCCAUACCACCCCCUCCUCCUCCCCCCGCACUAUGCCCUCCCCCACUCCCACCAGCGCCCCCAGCGCCCGCGCCCCCACCAGCCCCCAUGGCACCGAUGGCGCCCGCCAUAGCACCACCCCGCGCCAAGAAGAACGUGCCAACUCCUGGCAAUCCUCUGAAGAGCUUCAACUGGAGCAAGUUGCCUGAUACCAAGCUGCAUGGCACCAUCUGGCAGGAGCUUGAUGAUACUAAGCUCUACAACGCUAUGGACUUGCAUACCAUUGAUAAAAUGUUCUGCGCGUACCAGAAGAAUGGUGUUCAGAAUGAAGGAUCAGUAGAAGACCUGCGACAGUUGGGUUCGAAGCCGCGCACUAAGAUACUGACCGUGAUCGACGGCCGCCGCGCACAGAACUGUACCAUUCUACUGUCCAAACUGAAGAUGACUGAUGAGGAGAUUUGCCGUGCGAUCCUCCGCAUGGACAGCGGCGAGCAGUUACCGAUAGACAUGGUGGAGCAGUUGGUGAAGUUCACGCCGAGUCCCGAGGAGGCCGCGCUGCUGGAGGAACAUCAGGACGAGCUCGAGAACAUGGCACGAGCUGACCGGUUCCUUUACGAAAUCUCCAAGAUCCCGCACUACUCGCAGCGCGUGCGGCUGCUCCUGUUCAAGAAGAAGUUCAGCGCGGCGGCGGGCGAGGCCACGGCGCGCGCCGCCGUCGUGCUGCGCGCCGCGCGCGACAUGACGCGCUCGCGCCGACUGCGCGCGCUGCUCGAGGUCGUGCUCGCGCUCGGGAACUACAUGAACAGGGGUGCUCGAGGCAAUGCAUCAGGGUUCCGUCUGUCAUCCCUAAACAAGCUGGCGGACACCAAGUCCUCAGUGUCACGGAACACCACACUCCUGCAUUACCUUGUUGAACUACUUGAAACACAGUUCAAAGACAUCCUGCUGCUGGAGGAGGACGUGCCGCACGUGCGCGCGGCCGCCAAGGUGUGCGUGGAGCAGCUGGAGCGGGACGUGGCGGCCCUGCGCGCCGGCCUGCGCGACGUCGCGCGCGAGCUCGACUACCACGCCGCGCUGCCCGCGCGCGCGCCCCACGACAUGUUCCUGCCCGUCAUGCGGGACUUCCACGCGCACGCCGUCUGCUCCUUCACGCAGCUCGAGGAUCUGUUCCAGGAUAUGAAGAGUCGUCUCGAAGCGUGCGCGCACGCGUUCGGCGAGGAGCCGUCCGCGUCGCCCGAGCAACUGUUCGGCGCGCUCGACGUGUUCCUCACGCAGCUGGGCGACGCGCGCGCUGACUGCGACGCCGCGCGCCGCCGUCGGGACGACGAGGAGCGACGCACUAGACAUGAACAGGAGCUCAAGAAACGCACGAUGGAACGGAAGCAGGCUUCCAGUCUGCUGAGCUCUGUCGGCAAGUCUCUCGGCAAGUCCAACGGAAACGCGGACUGCAACGGACACUCCGACAGUUCCCGAGAUGGAACACUCACCAACGGACAGAAGGGAGAGUUCGAUGACCUCAUCUCCGCGCUGAGGACGGGAGAUGUCUUCGGAGACGAUGUCGCCAAGUUCAAGCGAUCCCGCAAGGCUUCCAAAGUCAGCCACAAAGGCAGGGACUCCCCCCCACGGGGCGUCUGCAGGGAGGACUCUAGAGAACGACAGAAGAAUUGA
Spodoptera littoralis (African cotton leafworm) is the source of this 3525-nucleotide messenger RNA. Lineage: Eukaryota; Metazoa; Arthropoda; Insecta; Lepidoptera; Noctuidae. The record is from the annotation of a GenBank genome assembly.